Molecule: messenger RNA, 750 nt
Organism: Quercus robur (English oak)
Lineage: Eukaryota; Viridiplantae; Streptophyta; Magnoliopsida; Fagales; Fagaceae
Exons: 2
Coding region: 1-750 (249 amino acids)
Source: RefSeq, a predicted model, not a curated record
AUGGCUGAGAUGCUCCUGAAGGCCCAAAAAUACGUGAACGUGGAAGACGCUCUAGCUGCCAUAAAAGAUACCGAGAGGCUAGGAGACAAGUCCAAGAGGGAAGACGACCGCAGAGGGCAAAAGAGAGAUAGACCAGAACGUCGGAACAAUGACGGGAAUAGAAGGAGAGAUGACAAAAAUCCUCGUCAAAUCAAGGACGAGCAUUAUCUCCAAUGGCCCAGGCCAUUACACUCGUCCCCCAACGUACGUGACAAGAACAAGUAUUGUCGGUUCCACAGAGACCACGGCCACAACACAGAAGAUUGCAGAGACCUGAAGGAACAAAUAGAGGAGUUAAUACGGAAAGGAAAGUUGCAGAAAUAUGUAAAGAAAGGAGAAUAUAGCAAGUUUAGAGACGACAACAGGACCCAACAUGAAUCCUUCACUCGGGAUGACGACCAUCCGUCCCAACCUCCACGCAAAGUGAUCGGGGAGAUAAACACGAUCACGGGAGGACCAUCCUCAGGAUCGUUUAGAUCACUCAAAAAAGCAUGCCACAGACAGGUGAACAGCGUCCACACCGUGCCUCUGUCCAAGCAUCGACGAACAUACCAAGACAUGUCCUUUAAUGAAGGAGACGCCAGGGGAGUAAAGCAGCCUCACAACGAUCCCCUAGUCAUAGUGCUGAAUAUAGAAGGGUUCAACACCAGAAGGAUCCUUAUUGAUAACGGGAGCUCAGCAGAUAUCAUCUACCUCCCAGCCUUCCAGUAG